Messenger RNA from Nannochloropsis gaditana CCMP526, 1237 nucleotides. RefSeq names its product F-type H+-transporting ATPase subunit gamma (gene ATPEF1G). The transcript is spliced from 2 exons. The record is from RefSeq and is a predicted model, not a curated record. Bases 73 to 930 code for a protein of 285 amino acids. Gene Ontology annotation, molecular function: proton-transporting ATP synthase activity, rotational mechanism. Gene Ontology annotation, biological process: proton motive force-driven ATP synthesis.
ACAGGAGACGAAGAUGUCUGCUAGUCUGGGCUAUCAAGCCGCGCGAAGGCUCAUCCUGGGCGGAGCCACCAGAUGGUCGCACGCGGGAUGGCGUCAGAGAAGGAAAUUGCGGCACGCAUGAAGUCGACUGCAGGCAUCAACAAGAUCACCAAGACAAUGAAGAUGGUGGCAGCUUCCAAGAUGCGCGGCGAUGAGGACCGUCUCAAGGCAGGGCGCCCAUUCCAGAAAUGGGUGGAUGGCUUCACCCCACCCCCGGUUUUGCUGGAGGACUUUGCCAAAAGCCUGGACAAGCUCCCGCAGAGCAACCUCCUCGUGAUCAUCACCACGGACCGAGGCCUCUGCGGCGGCGUCAACUCGUCCCUGGCCCGUGUCAUGAAGCAUAUGGUUCCGGCCUUGGACAAGGAGAAGAAGGACGUGCAGCUUUUCAUCGUGGGGGACAAAGGACGCGCCACCAUGGGGCGUCCGCUGGGUGAAUUUAUCACACAAAUCAAUUCCGACUCCGGGACCCCGUACAAUUUCUCCUUGGCCGCAGCCCUUGCGCAAGACGUGACGCAGAUCAAGGCGGACGCGGUUCACGUGGUUUUCAACCGGUUCCGCUCGGCCAUCGCCUACGAAGCCACGGUGAAGACGCUCUACCCCCCUGCGGCCUUGACUGGCGAGCCCUACGUGGAGUACGAAUUCGAGCCCGACACCAAGACGGAGGUGCUGGACGAUAUGUACGAGAUGGCGAUUGCCACUACCAUGUUCACCUCCAUGCUGGAAAGUGCGGCGGCCGAGCAGUCUUCCCGAAUGAAUGCGAUGGAGAACGCGUCGAAGAACGGAGAGGACUUGAUCAAGGAGCUUUCCAUCCAAUACAAUCGAGCCCGGCAGUCUCGGAUCACUACCGAGCUUGUGGAGAUCAUCUCGGGGGCUUCGGCUUUGGAGGGCUAGGGAGAAGAUUGGCGGAGAGGAGAGGUUUGAAACUGUCUAGUAAAGAGGGAGGAGGAAGGAGGGAGGCCUUGGAAGACUUGUCCCGGCCUUGGUUCGAUUAAAGGGAGGAGUUAGUAGCUGCAGUAUCUUAGGGACCGUCUCUUGCAUACAGGAUAGGUGGCACAAAGAGGAUAGAGGUGCCUUGUGGGGUAGCCAAGGGCGGGUGGGGCGUUUGUCGGGGGAAAAAUGACCGUCCACGUGGUUGGCACCGGCGAAGCGCAAAGCUAUCUUGCGAAAACGAAAAAAGAAACAACGGACAACCAAUCCA